Molecule: messenger RNA, 1872 nt
Organism: Brettanomyces bruxellensis
Lineage: Eukaryota; Fungi; Ascomycota; Pichiomycetes; Pichiales; Pichiaceae
Exons: 1
Coding region: 1-1872 (623 amino acids)
Biological process (GO): DNA damage checkpoint signaling; DNA repair
Cellular component (GO): checkpoint clamp complex
Source: RefSeq, a predicted model, not a curated record
AUGACGGAGUUGAUUAGAGACAAUAAUCGCUUUGCGUUUGUGGCGUCUACUACAAAUAUACUAUUGAUUUACCAGUUAAUCAAUUCCAUAUCCGCGUUUGGCGAUGAUUGCUUUUUAAAUAUCAAUAAAGGGAGUUUAUGCUUUAGUAUAUCUGCAAAUAAUACCUGCAAGGUUAUUCUUACGUUAGAUCGAAGGUUGUUUUCAUACUACGAGUUUCAUCCCGAUAAGAAUAUUUCUCAUAAUUUUGCGGCCGAAGGCCACAACCGCACCAAUAACACUAAUAUAGGAGAUUCAGAUUCACUUGAGAGCGAAACGGAGGUUGACGAAGACGAUAUAGUGGAGGAUGGCGAAAUUCAGCAAAACAUAACAAUCAACAUAAAUCUCCUAUCACUUCUUGAAACAAUUAAUAUUCAUAUUCCAAACGAAAGGGAACAGACAGAUACAAAGACCAAAUGUACUUUAGGCUAUCAAUUUGAGGGAGCACCAUUUAUUUUGACGUUUGAGGAUGAUCUCAUUGUAGAGAGAUGUGAGCUAAUGACAUAUUUUGUUGAUCCUGAAACGCGAUCCAUGCUUCGUCCAAAAGACAGGCAUAGACGGAAUAACCGGCAGAAAAGCAAGAGAUCAAAUGAUCAGAGCAUGAAUUCUAAUAGCAAUGACGAUGAGGAUGACAUUUUAGAUAACUAUGAUCAAAUGAUAGAUGAUAAUACAAUUUUUCAGUUAGAUGCAGAUCGUGUAAUAUUUGAAUCCGUCAUGAAAUCCGCAAUAUUUUACGAUGCUUUGAAAGAUAUGAAAGAUUUGAAUACAGAUGAAUUUGUUCUUUACUGUUCUACCAAAGAGAAAUCAAAUUCUGAUUCAAAUCUAGCCGGCAAGAUGACACGGUCCUCAAAAAGACUUAUAUUUAUCUCAAAAUCCGAUGAUACCUCUAUAGGAUAUUCCAAGUUGAUUGUACCGGACGAGAAACCAUUCUUAAGGGAAUUGGAGGUUUUCAAACCUUCUUCCGAUAAUAUCAGAGAACCAGAUGAGGCAGACUUUAUAAUGGUACCAUGUUCUGCAAGCGUGUCAUCAUUCUAUCAUUUCGAGUACUUUGCUAAGAUCAUCAAAGCAAUUAAGCUCUCGAAAUUAAUAAAAAUACGUAAAGAUAUGAACGGAAUUACAUCAUUUUUGAUUCUUGUUGGCUCUGGAAGCUUGACACGAAACACAAGCUAUAAAGAUAAACAUGAGUUCCGCAAUCAUAAUAUGGGUGAAGGGACAAAUGUUGCUGCAACUAACACACAAUUAUUUUACGGAACAAGUAUUGAGUUCAUUACCCUAGAAUCUAUCCCUCUAGAAGAUCGUAUUUUAUCAGAGGAGCUUGAUGAAGAGACAUUGAGUAAGGAGCGCAGUAGUGAGGAUAUGAAAUACGGCUACGAUAAUCUGGCUAUAGAAAAAAUGAUACACAACGAGGAAACUAUCAAGACGAUAGAGAUUACUGGUGAUGGACAAUUGUUGACAAUAGAUGAUUUCUUUACAUCGCAGAUCCCAGAAAAUCACCAAAAGGUCAAUAAAGGUGGAUCCCAGCAUACACAACUCAAAAUCACGGAAGAACUUACCCGAUCAGUUUUGGGCUUAGGAAACGGGCCUACAAAUGAUAUCCCAAUAAGUCGGAAGAGAAUUGCUGACGAUGAAGAUCAGGCGGACAAUGAUAUGAAUGACACAGAUAGCAGGUCUGAGGAAGACAAUGGAACGGGGGAAGAUCAUGAUGAUGUUAAUAGAGAUAACGACUCAAAGAAAAGGAGAGAUGAGUCCGAUAAAGGCAAAAGGAAAAGGAAGAAAGGAAGGAAUAAACGUAUCGAGACUGUCGGUGGGGCUAUUGAGAUACCGUUAUUUAUCUAA